UUGCAACUCCAUGUCAGAAAUUAGACUGUGUUUCGUGCAACGUGAGGAGUGCUUCACUUCCCCAACAUUUGAACAUAGACAAAUGCGCAAAUGGACGAUCUCAAGCAUCUCAUCACCCCCGCCUUGCUCAACCUCCUCGUUGAGGCGCGUAUCCCCUUCGCGCCGACUGGGCCCCUUGAUUUCUCGCAUGUCGGGCGGGAGACAUUCCUGGAGUACAACUUUGGCCCAAAGGUCGAAGCUACUGCAUGGCCUGCCCUCAUCGCCCUCAGCAAAGCCGGCCUGGACAACCUCAGCCCUGAAUACUUGAUGACCAACUUUCUGCCGUCCCCGACGGGCACUGACUUCCCCCGACAGUGUCUGGGGCUGCAGCUUCUCCUGGACCAGGUUCCGCGAGCGCUCUGCAGCGGCGUCGACGGGAGGUGGAGGUCGUGCUACUUUGACGUGGUGAGCCAGCGAUUCGCGAGGUCGUGGCUGGCCUUGCCCGCCGACCAGAGGCCGGACUCGAUGCACCGCUGGUGCAACGAGCUGGGCGUGUCGUUCGACUACUGGACGUGUGUCCGGUUCUGGCUCGGCGCCCCGUUCGUCCACUCCGAAUCAAUGGAGAACCAAGAGAUUGCCCUGGACUUCACGGACACGACCCGCAAAGCCGUUGAGGAUAAGACUGGGUUGAGGGAUCCGUGGAGAGCGAGGCGUGAUGAGGUCCUCUCGGACCUUGACGGCUUCCCACGUUGCCUUGUCGCUGGACCGCCACAGGGCGAAACUGUGACCUUGGAAACGUGGUCUUGGUGGUGGACGAUGCUUAUGGAUAUCCAUAAACCAAUAAUCGACCGGUUUGGCAGAUAUCCGUACAUGAAUGCAGUUCGUGGACGUGAGAGUACGAAGGAGGAGCUGGACUGGGUCCAGAGGACAGAUCUCUUUCGUCAAGACUCACCAGACGUUGCGAGGCAACUUGCGGAGGAUUACGGGGCCGGGGUAUGGCAGCCACUCGGGGCCGGGAGGUGA
This is a messenger RNA of Diaporthe batatas, 1002 nucleotides long. RefSeq lists its product as uncharacterized. Bases 91 to 1002 code for a protein of 303 amino acids. Lineage: Eukaryota; Fungi; Ascomycota; Sordariomycetes; Diaporthales; Diaporthaceae. Gene Ontology annotation, molecular function: protein binding. The record is from RefSeq and is a predicted model, not a curated record. The transcript is spliced from 2 exons.